AUGGGUGACGCUUCGACCCCCCGUCCAUCAUGUGUCCCGUUGACCUGCCACGGUCACUCGCGCCCAGUUCCCCAUAUCAGCUUCUCUCCGUUGGAAAAUCAGGACAUUUACUACAUGAUUUCUGCCUGCAAGGAUGGUAACCCCAUGCUUCGUGAUGGACAGACCGGCGACUGGAUAGGUACCUUCCUUGGCCACAAGGGUGCGGUAUGGCAAGGUAGACUCAGCCCAGAUGCCACCACUGCCGCAACUGCCUCUGCAGACUUUACCGCCAAGGUCUGGGAUACACAUACCGGCGAGCUGCUGUAUGUUCUUCAGCAUGAUCAUAUCGUCCGCGCCGUUGCCUACCCCUUCGACCAGUCCAGGAUGCUUGCCACCGGAGGCUUCGAGAAGAAGCUCCGCAUCUUUGACUUGCAGGAGCAGCCACCAACGUCCGAGGGCGCCGCUAGCCCGGUUACUAUCCCGACUUCCCAAGCGUUUGAAAUCGGCGAAGGUGUGCAUACACAGCCCAUCAAGUUUAUUGUCUGGGCCAAGGACCCCAGCGUGCUGAUUACGGCCUCGGGAGACACGCUUCGAUGGUUUGAUUUGCCUACCAGGCAGUGCACACGUGCCAUCAAACUCGAAGCCGAGAUCAAGUCUUGCGAACUUGUCUCUCUUGCGCCAUCGCACAGCUCCCCCACUGAUAUUGGCGGUGGUCAGCCCGUGCUUGCGGUUGCUGCUGGCAAGACCGCCUGCUUUUGGGGCGGGCUGAAGGCACAAGAUGAGCUCAAGCAGUUCAAGCUGUCCCAUGGCAUUGCUAGUGUGGGCCUGGAUCUUAAAGGCAGGAAGUUUGUGGUGGGAGAAGAACCUGGAACCUGGGCGCAUGUUUACAGCUGGGAGGAUGGCAAGGAGCUGGAUGUCCACAAGGGUCACCACGGUCCCAUCUGGUCCAUUGCUUUCUCUCCAGAUGGAAACCUGUAUGCCACAGGGUCCGAGGAUGGAACCAUCAAAAUGUGGAAGAACUGCGAGGGGUUCUAUGGUCUUUGGAGAGGAGGGGCGCCGGGUAGUAGUGCCGAUUAG
Molecule: messenger RNA, 1056 nt
Organism: Podospora anserina S mat+
Lineage: Eukaryota; Fungi; Ascomycota; Sordariomycetes; Sordariales; Podosporaceae
Exons: 2
Coding region: 1-1056 (351 amino acids)
Biological process (GO): spliceosomal snRNP assembly
Cellular component (GO): SMN complex
Molecular function (GO): protein binding; RNA binding
Source: RefSeq, a predicted model, not a curated record